Messenger RNA from Trichomonas vaginalis G3, 3552 nucleotides. Its product is annotated as UBA-like family. Gene Ontology annotation, molecular function: microtubule binding. The record is from RefSeq and is a predicted model, not a curated record. NCBI's taxonomy places the organism in Eukaryota, Parabasalia, Trichomonadida, Trichomonadidae. The coding region runs from base 1 to 3552 and encodes 1183 amino acids. Gene Ontology annotation, cellular component: microtubule. Gene Ontology annotation, biological process: microtubule cytoskeleton organization. The transcript has a single exon.
AUGUUUAGAAAUGGAACAGAGCUUAAAAAUAUAGAGCAAUUUUUCUCAGAUUCUCAACAAACAGGGGAUGAGUUUGCUGUUGAAAUUGUUAAUAGCGAUCAAAAUAAACAAAAAUUCGCAAUUUCAUUUCUUCCAGAAGAUUUUGAUCAAAAAGUUGAAUAUCUUACAAACAUGGGAUAUACAGAUUCUGAUGUAAAGCUUGCCUUAAUCCAAGAGGAUCUUGAUACAGAAAAAGCAAUAAUUAAGCUCAAAAACUCUAAUCCAAAGGCCAAGGUACAAAAAACUAAGCAAACACAAGAAAAUAAUAUUGAUCCUGAUAAUUUUAUUAAACAAUCUUCACCAAAAAAGGAUAAAUCCAUCGAAAAUCAAAGCAAAACCAAAGAGAACAACAAGGAUAAUAAUGACUCGAGCGCAAAGAAUGAUAAAGUCAAUGAUACAAAUAAAUUGGAAAAAGAAAAUUCUUCAAAUCAAAAAUCAACCGAAGAAAUAGAAAACAAAGCUUCCGAAACCAAAGGAAAUAAUUCGUCCGAUGAUAAUACAGCUGAUUUAGAGCCAAAACUCCUUUCAAUUUCUCAAGAUGAAAAUAAUGAAAAUUCUGAGCCAAAAACGAGAAGAAAGUCUUCCAAAUCAACACAGAAUAAGACAAAAUCAAAGAAAACGCAGAAAGAAAAGGAAUCAAAUUCUGAAUCAAAAUCUGACUCAGAAAAAGAAGAAAAGAGCGAUAAAACAGAUGAUGAAGAUCCAGUUCUUUUAGAAACCAUCGAAGAAAAGCUAAAGAAAAAAUCUGUCAAAAAACCAAAGAAAAAACUUCCGAAAGACGAUGACGAAUUCAAUCCCGACCAAACCGUUGCUCCUGGUGAACGAGUUGGCCGACUUCCGGAAAAUUUGGAAAUUAAAAAGGCAAAAGAAGAGAAAGCGCUUAACGAACGUAUCCAGAAGUAUAAUGAGAGAUUGGAGAAGCACCAGAAGCUCUUGGAACAAAAAGAUUUCGAGUCGAAACAUAAAAUUAGAACAUGGCUCAAACAAUCCUUACAAUUCAGAGACCAGAGAGCAGAUUCUUCAAAAUGGAAGGUAAGUGUUAUAUCUGACUCAUCAGAUUCCGAUGAAUCUAAAGAAAGUGAAGUCGAAAAAUCAGAUUCUGAUUAUUCUUCGUCUUCUUCAUCGGAUUCCGAUGAUCUUGUUGUUGAAACAAACGAAGAUGCCUCAACGCCGAAGCCAACAACCAAAAUGUUGAAUUUAAUUACAGAAUAUAACUCAUUUAUUAAUAAUGAGACAUUUUUGAAUGCGGAAUCCCUCAUCAAAUCAUUUAUUUACAGACACCAUAACUGGGAGAAGAUUCUCAUUGACAUGCAACCAUUUAAACUUGGUUAUUUGCAAUAUGUAAUUUAUUGGAUCCUCAAAGAGAUAGUUCUAGGUGACGAUGUGUUUUCUGCCAUAGAGAAUCGCAUUAUUAUCGAGCAAUCAGCCCUCGGAAACUCUGCUGAAGAAAUAUCAAAUAUUCUUUACUUAAGAACAAGCGAAAUCGUUAAAACCCAGAUGGAGAACAUCGAAAGGGCCUUCAGAAUUAACGAUCCUAUCCUCAUUCAGCUCAUGCCUUACUUAAAUACGUCGCAUUUGUACAAACCAGGCUUUAAUUCGAAAGGAAUCCCCUAUUACCUGGUUUUCCUGAUUGCAAAGUUUAACAGGCUUGACUCCGAAUUCGUUUUAAUUUCCGGAGAUCUUCCAUCAGAUAAAGAAUCUUCAAGAUUGGGAUCAAAGGAAUGGACAAGAUCGGAUGAUAUUAAAUUAUUGACCUUGUACGAUAAGCUUUAUAAAGAAAAGAACGUUUGGGAGCAGUUAAUGAAUUAUUUUCCAAACAGAAUAUUAACUUCCAUGAGGACACAUUUCUACUACUUGUCCAAAUCAAUUGCCAGAGGUAAAGUACCUUUCGGAUAUGAUCCAGGAGACGGAGUUAUGGAAAUUGUCAAACUUGAACUGAAAGGUGACCCGGAUGUCUACAAUAAAUGGAAUUCCAGUACCGGAGUAAGGAGAUACUUCAAUCCGCAAGAAGAUCAACAGAUUCUGGACUUUUGGCAGAAAAAUCAUCUCAAAUAUAAUUUUUACGAUUUGUAUUUUGAGAAGUUUAGUAGUACAAAACCGAAAGAUCUCCUUGAUAGAUUGCAUAUUCUUUACAGACAGUUCAACACUGGCAUAAGAAAAAGGAACGAAUUGAAACUUCCUCCGGAUUUCGUCCAAUUGAUCGACCAAGAGUACAGUAGAUAUGGUAUAUUCGAGUUCCAGCCCCCUCCGAACAUGGUAGAUGUAAGUAUUCUCGUUAAAGAUUUCAAUGAAAACGGAUCUGAUUUCGAAGUUUUGCACAAAAUGCACAAAGAUAUCCACGAAGCGUACAUGGUAUACUUAUUCUACUACAUGAUGAAUAAAGUAGACCCACAUUCGAUGAAUUUAAUCAACUGGGAAAAUACUGAUAUUUGGUAUAUGCUCGAAAUGAAGCUUUUAGGAGUUCCAACUGAAGCAAUCGAAGAGUCCAUUGGAAGGACAGGAAAAGUAAUCAACUCAAAGCACUUGAAAUCCGUAUCUUCCCUCAAAACAAAUUUUGUCAUCAAAGAAUUCCAAAAACUGUAUCCAUCAUGCAACACAGAAGGAGCUACAUACAAUGAGGAAGGCAUCCCGUCAUAUCUAAACGACAUGUUGACCCAAAUGUUCAACACUUUGAAGGCAGAUAAGAAAUUGAAGACACAUUUGAGAGAUCCAACACGAGAUCCGGAAGAAAUCAAGCAAAUGGAGAAAUGGACACCAGAAGAAGACCAGAAACUGCUCGACGCCCUUUCCAAAUAUAAAGAUUCCAAAUUAAAGGCAGGUUUGAUGGCCAAAGAGUUUCCAAAUCGCACAAAGUUCACAUUGCAAACACGUCCGAACAAGCUUCUCUUCCAAAUUGCUAAUGGAGAAAGGCCAGAUCUGGUUUGUCCAGAAAACUUGAAGCCAAUGAUGGACCAGCUCUCCCACAAGAAUGAUGAAGUCGAAAUCUUCAAUAAUCUUAAGCCCGUUCCUUAUUGCAUCAACGUUUACGAAUUGAUGGACGAUUAUUACAACAAAUUCAAAGAUUUUUACAAGAUGCAAGAAGAGAAAUAUCCUAAAUUCUCUAUUGGAUACCUCAUUUACAUCUUAAGCCUUGUUACACGAGGAAUUGACCUCAGAACUACAUCAUCAUGCACAGAAGAAUGGUCUGAGAACCAAUACAGACUAUUCCUUGAAAAGAAAUAUGAUGGAGUGUCUGGAAACAUCAUUGCAAAACUUCUGAAUAUUUAUUCCAGAAAAUUGGGCCAAAAACAACAGUUAGUUCUCAGAAAAAUAGAAAAAUGCUACUGCCUUAAUGAGUUCAUGAAAUUUAUCAAAGAUCUACCAAUUCCAGAAGAUAAGAAGAAAUUAAACGAAAUUGGAGUUCCUAUUUACAUUAAGGAGUUUAUCGACAAGUUCAACGCUUCAGGAAAUAAUAAACCAAGAAAGCGUUCUAGAGCAAAGUCUCAAACCAUAGAAUCAGACGAAUCUAACUAA